UGCAUCGUGGCUGGUAAGAUGGUUUACCUGUUGACUGUGCAAGAGCACGCCUGCGCAAUUAUGCAGGUGCUGCCAGCUUCAAAAGCCUGGCCUGAUUUGCGUCCUGAGUGAAGUGAGGGCAAGAUGUUGGUUUGUACCGAUUCAAUGCUUAAGAUACUUUAGGGAUUCUAGGCGCGCGACAACCUGUCGUUGACAUCCAUGCGAUGCAUAUAUUAAAACCCUUAAUAUCACUGGUAGCUGUUAAGAUAAGCUCUCAAUCAAGCGACAACAAGUCAUUGACAAUCGAGCAAGGCACGCGCAUGAUUCGGCACGACUUGCUCUUUGCUCGCCGAAACGCCCGAACCGCAGUCGAAGUCCGGAUUUCCAGAAAGUUUCCAAGACAACUCGUCUUGCGCCAUCCCUUUCACCAGGCGCGUGGGAUCCUCUUUGUCGUAGCGCCCCCCCAGGAUGGCAGCAGUGCCGUAUGCGAGCCGAACCGUGGACCCUUACCGUCAAAGGGGCCCUCGAGUGGAGUGAUAGCAAGCCACAGUCCAAGACUGCCUAUUCCGUAUAUAUUUGCGACCGUGAGCCUGCGCCCGCGCCCAGAGUAUUGUUUCGCCCAUAACGGUGGUGCUGAAACGUGCACUAGGAAAAGUAUGGUCUACCGUCACGGUCUAUUGGAACGGACACUACUCGCUUAGUUUCGGACGCAAUGCUUGGCUUGUUCAUGCACGCCGCUACGAUGAAAUUGAGAGAACUACAUGAAGAGACUCAAUGCAGGACUUUGAGGUGUCCUUGGGGAUUCUUUCCUGGCCGUUCGCUCGUCU
This is a messenger RNA of Paraphaeosphaeria sporulosa, 806 nucleotides long. RefSeq lists its product as uncharacterized. The transcript has a single exon. NCBI's taxonomy places the organism in Eukaryota, Fungi, Ascomycota, Dothideomycetes, Pleosporales, Didymosphaeriaceae. Bases 204 to 680 code for a protein of 158 amino acids. The record is from RefSeq and is a predicted model, not a curated record.